This is a messenger RNA of Aspergillus pseudotamarii, 1629 nucleotides long. RefSeq lists its product as uncharacterized. Gene Ontology annotation, molecular function: metallopeptidase activity; carbohydrate binding. Gene Ontology annotation, biological process: cell adhesion. The transcript has a single exon. Lineage: Eukaryota; Fungi; Ascomycota; Eurotiomycetes; Eurotiales; Aspergillaceae. Bases 1 to 1629 code for a protein of 542 amino acids. The record is from RefSeq and is a predicted model, not a curated record.
AUGCCUUUCUGCUCAUUUAUUGAACCAGACGCACGGAAGACUAAUCCCUACAUAUACGAUCAUAUUAAAGACAGAAAGGCUCUACAAAGCUUUUCACUCGCCAUAAUUGAUAGCUACAAAUGGCCAGCCGGUACUAAGUUGAGAGUGCGAUUUCUUCCCCGUAAUGAGGGUAAUCCCAACUCCAUCGAUGGCACCGAGGACCACAAAAACCAAGUCAGAAUUCAUGCUCCUACAUGGACUGAGAAUACCAGCAUCAGUUUCAGGUUCCUUGAUGACAGCUCGACCAAAGAAGACUUGCAGAACGCAGAAAUUAGAAUCCAAUUCCAAAAUGGGUCUUAUGGUGAAUCUCAGUUGGGAACAACAUGCAACACCGUUCCUGUCGAGGAACCUACUAUGCUCCUCGGUGUGCAGGGUGAGAGGUUCAAAAGCCUCAUUUUACAUGAGUUUGGUCAUGCCCUGGGGGCGAUACACGAGCAUUCAAGUCCACGGGCUAAUCUCACUUGGAACAAAGAGCGUGUUAUUGAAUCAUACCGCGGAAAAGGCAUACCUGAAAAGGACCUACCAGGAUACGUAGAAACCAACAUCCUUGCUAGGUACAACGAGUAUGAUGAUGAAGGAAAAAGGCAUACUUCUGCAACAAACUUCGAUACACGUUCCAUCAUGAUAUAUACAAUCGAUUCCAGCUGGACACAGGAGAGGGUACAAAUCGAUUGGCCUGAUGGACUGUCUGGGAGGGAUAAGGAGUGGAUACAAACUGCGUAUCCCCCGGCCGCUAGGACCGUUUACGGAGGCCGUUUUAGUGGGCCUGCAGUUAUCCUCUCUCUGACAAAAGACAGCCCUAGGGGCCAGCAGGUAGCUCAGGAUAGCCAGUAUCAUAUUGGCUGGACUUCCCUCAGAACAGAGCGGCGUAACCCACCGUCAAUUGCCCUUGGUUUGAUCCGGUUUCGUCUACCUCAUCCAAACAUAAAAGUGGGCGUAUCCGCUGAAAAUGUGACGAAGACCCACUUUGCAACACAUUUGCGCUCUUCAGGCAAUUUGGAUGGUUUCUUGUCGUGCCUUGGUAGCUGGUUCGCACCUGAAAUGGACGAUCGGAACUUUCAGGUAGACACAGCCAGCUUUGAGGCCGAAGACCCCAAUGUUUCACAAAUGAUUCAAUUCUCAUGGGGCUUCGAUGAACCACCGGAAGUAAUUGUAUGGCUUCAGGACAUUGACAUGAAUGUGACUAAUGCAGACCAAUUUUCGGUGGAUACAAAACCUGCCAAUAUCACUGAGGAAGGAUUUGAACUGUGCAUUAAAUGGACUGGAGACCAAGGGAGACAUAGGGCGAAGGUGUCCUGGAUUGCGUGUGCUAAGAGCUUCAGAAUCAAGUGUAGUAACCAUGACUUCGACAACUUUACUCAAAAAAAUGACUUCACUGAGGCGACAAAUAUAGGAACUGGAAACUACGGAAUAGAAGGCAUAUACCACGGUAUCAAAGGGUUUCAAUGCAAAUCGAGCCAUGUCACUAAAACUGGGCUUGUGCAACUUCAGACACAUAUCCGCGACAGAAAGUCUAACAAAUUCACCAUUGUGGCCGAGACAGCAGGGGCUGAUUAUGUGAAGGUAGCAUGUCUGGCGAUAUGCAAAUGA